Messenger RNA from Guyanagaster necrorhizus, 1070 nucleotides. RefSeq lists its product as uncharacterized. The transcript has 4 exons. The coding region runs from base 155 to 913 and encodes 252 amino acids. Lineage: Eukaryota; Fungi; Basidiomycota; Agaricomycetes; Agaricales; Physalacriaceae. The record is from RefSeq and is a predicted model, not a curated record.
GACAAUCCACCUUGAUGAGACGCUCUCGCCGGUCGUUGUGCUCGUCGAGGUCCUGCCUGAAGGCGUCAAAGAUGGCGGCGGUGCUGGUCAUAACGGUGUCGGCGACCUACCGGUUGUUCAUUAUUUGGUCACCAUUUUCCAUCCUCUGACCGUCAUGGCCUUCGCCUCCAAGACUGGCUGCCCACUGUGCGGCAUAGUGAGCUCUGCAGUGCAUGACCCUUUCAUAUCGCCGCGCUCUUCAGGCUCCGUUCGCGAAGCGAAUCAGCCGGAGAUCUUGUGGAGGGACGACAACUUUACUGUCUAUCGUGAAAAGGCGAAUCCAGUGUCGAGCACGGGACAUGUAAUAAUCGCCUUCAACCUCCACGUUCCCUCAAUAUAUACCCUUUCAUCCUCAGAUUUGCCUCUUCUAGUGAACCUCAGAUGCCUGGCCACCCGAUUUCUCAAUUCAAUGAUACCCAUGUCGUCACCAGCAACGUCGCCGACGGGCGCAACUCCCCUCUACAUCACUUCGAACAACUUUCGCAUCGGGUUCAUUACGCCUCCAUUCAGAGAUGCCAAGAUCCCAGUGACAGACCAUCUUCACGCCCAUGCAUACAUUAUGCCCUCUGAUCUUAUGGGAUGGUGGCGCGGUAUAGCAUACGGUCCACUUGCUUGGUACGCUAUCGAUGACCUCAUCGCGGAAAUACGAGAGUCCACCUCGAACAACCGCGUCAAGUCGGGCUAUGACAAUCGCAGAGUUGCUCCCAUUGAUUUCGUACCUUCAGCGGGAUCUAGAACAGGUACCGCCAACGGCAUCGAAACUACAUUUGAGAGUUUAGGUCGCCCAGACGCUGAGUUGGAGGGCGGCGAGGCAUCUCCUCUGAGCCUCUCCCCCUCUCGCCAUAAUGUGCCUUCGCCCCUUCGCGUCAGCUAGAUCUUUUAUUGGUAUUGUGCACUUUCCUUGAUACUAUUGUUGUUCACUUAGUUUGGGACUUGGAAAUUACAUUCCUUGUACUCGAUGAUACCUACAUGGACAAAAGCUUUGUAACGUUCUAAUGCAUGAAAUUACACUAAAUCAUAUAUGAGCACAU